CCUGCUGUCAAUACCAGGACUGAGGCUCUAUUAUAAAGACUUUGGCUAUAUGCGUGCGCUUUUGCAUAUAGGAUAUAUUUUUGGCGGAUUUUCUGUAACUGGCUCAACGCGCGGGUUCAUCAAUUGUUUGUUCAAAGUUCAUACGAGAUGGAACUGGAAUGCCGUGAAAGUAUAAUGUGGUGUAAAUCAUCUUCUUCAAAUUAAUUCGCGCGACUUCAAAUGAGGACAAUUAUCAAGCAGCGUUUCUGCAUGAUGGAUAUGUACAUUAACGACAUCAGCGAACUUGAACGACUUUGUUUCUAACUCGAGCGUUGGAGUUUACUAUGUUGUCAGACUCAGGUUUAAUUGCGCGACGGAAGGAUUUAAUGCAAACAUUAAUGCAGUAAGCGCGUGUGCGGCGCGUUUCAGCGCGUGCGUGUGAUGUGCGGGACGCGGUCAAGGCGCUGAUGCGAUCCACUGAUGUCCUCCGAACAGGAACUCAUCCGUGCCCUUCACCAGCCAAGUCUUGACCUUCCAGCAUUCAAACAGUGAGGCACAAGCACUUUAUUUUUGAGCCACAUUAACCCACACUGCUGGUCGCUUCACCACCUCAGUGGACUCAUGGGUACCGUACUAUCCCUCUCGCCGGGUUCUCGAAAACCUGCUUAUUAUGACGGGCGGCCUGGUUCCCUAAGCCAUUACCCGAGCCUGAGCAGCCGCUCGCUGAACACUCAAAAGGACCGCAACCUCAAACGCCAUUCCAUUUUCCUCCCCGCUCUCACCUGGAAACGACUGGUGGCCUCCACCAAGAAGCGGGGCGAGUCCAAAAAAGCCUAUCCUGGAGGUCAUGGCGCCGUUGGGGUUCCGCUCAACAACAACAACAUCAUCUACCAAAAGGAUCCGGUCUUGCACCUCAACCACGAAAAUGUGAAAAAGUCUCUCUCCUGCGCCAACCUCGCUAGCUAUGAGGGUGCAGCGGGUCUAGGCCUGGGCUUGGGUUACGGAAAACCGCAGCAGAUUUCCUCCGUUAAGAAGACUUUGCCUACAUGCGCUUCCACACCCAAGCGCGUGAUCGUCCAGGCCUCGACUAGCGAGCUGCUUCGCUGCCUGGGCGAGUUUCUGUGUGGCCGCUGCUAUCGGCUCAAGCACCUUUCCCCCGCGGAUCCGGUUCUGUGGCUGCGGGCUGUGGACCGCUCGCUCUUGCUCCAGGGCUGGCAGGACCAGGCCUUUGUGACCCCGGCCAACGUGGUGUUUGUGUACAUGCUGUGCCGUGACGUGGUGGAUGGCGACGCGGUGUCUUCAGAGCACGAGCUCCAAGCGAUUCUACUAACCUGUCUGUACCUGUCCUACUCCUACAUGGGGAACGAGAUCUCGUACCCGCUCAAGCCCUUCCUGGUGGAGGCGGGUAAAGAGGCGUUCUGGGACCGUUGUCUGGCCAUCAUCGACGUCACCAGUGCCAAGAUGCUGCGGAUCAACGCAGACCCGCAUUUCUUCACGCAGAUCUUUGCCGACCUGAAGAGCGAAGGGGGUUGCGCUUUGCAGGACUACGCUAGAGUUCUGGAUUGGUGAAAAGAGGACGUCCUCUGCGAAAGUGACACCGUCAGCAUCCCUCACCUUCAUUCUGGCCUCGUCACAAAACAGUACGAGUCUCGCUUUUACUGAGAAUUCUGCGAGAAACAGAAAGAUGCAACAUAUUCCUGGCUGCUGAAAAGACUAGCUUACAGUCCAGGCUGGCUCAUGUUGGUUGGGUCGCUGGUCUAGCUGGUAAACCGUUGGCCGUGUAUCCACCAAAGCGUUUUUCCACGCGCCUGACGUAUGUUUUCAAUUGUUUUCAA
This is a messenger RNA of Pimephales promelas (fathead minnow), 1814 nucleotides long. Its product is annotated as cyclin-dependent kinase 5 activator 1. Lineage: Eukaryota; Metazoa; Chordata; Actinopteri; Cypriniformes; Leuciscidae. The record is from RefSeq and is a predicted model, not a curated record. Gene Ontology annotation, biological process: brain development; axon guidance. Gene Ontology annotation, cellular component: cytoplasm; growth cone; protein kinase 5 complex. Gene Ontology annotation, molecular function: cyclin-dependent protein serine/threonine kinase activator activity; protein kinase binding.